This is a messenger RNA of Cyprinodon tularosa, 340 nucleotides long. It is a transcript of the gene pet117, whose product is annotated as protein PET117 homolog, mitochondrial. The record is from RefSeq and is a predicted model, not a curated record. Gene Ontology annotation, cellular component: mitochondrion. Gene Ontology annotation, biological process: mitochondrial respiratory chain complex IV assembly. Lineage: Eukaryota; Metazoa; Chordata; Actinopteri; Cyprinodontiformes; Cyprinodontidae. The transcript is spliced from 2 exons. The coding region runs from base 90 to 326 and encodes 78 amino acids.
CGCCAAUAAAAACAGUAGAAGAAGACAGAAGAAGAAGAGGUAGCAUCACAGUUAGCUUCAUGCAAACCGCAGCCGUGUAACCUAACGGGAUGUCUACAGCCUCCAAAGUGGUUCUGACGGUUUCUGUGGUUUUGACUCUGAGCACGGUGGCUUGGGUCCACCUCAAACAGGCCUGGGACCGAGAGCGCCUCCGUGAGGGCGUAGUCCGGGACCUGGAGCGGCUGCAGCGCAAGAGAGAGAACCUGCGGCUGCUGGAGGAGCAACAAGUUCUGACCCGGCAGCUGGAGGAGGAGAGGCAGCGGCGAGAGGCUGAGCUUCAGCCGUAGGACACCUGAGGAAG